AUGAGUAAUACGCCUACAAUAACAUUCUCACAAAGCAAUAAAGGCCAGCGUGCACUUGUCUGUGAUGGUAAUGUGUAUCAUUUAAAUAAGUCAUUUUCGAAGGUCAAGUAUUGGCGUUGUGAAAACCGUCUCUGUGCUGCUGUUAUUCAUACUGAUAUCAACGACCAAUUCAAAGUACUCAAAAGUGAUCACUCAAAUCGUCUAUCUUCGCCGAAACACAUCGAAAUUAUUGACUUUAAAUCUAAUAUAAAACAGCGCGUAGUUACUGAAGCUACACCAAUUGGGCGUAUUUACGAUGAAGAAUUAGCCAAAGCUCAAUUGAGUCAAACUGCUCUAAGUAUAGUCGCAUCAACUCAAGAUGCUAAGUCAUCAUUAAAUCGAAUUCGUCGACUUGAAACUCCCCUUCUACCAAAAUCAUGUCGUUUUGAUAUUCCUACUCUUUAUAAUCAUACAAUUAACAUAGAACGAUUUCUAUUUUACGACAAAAUGACACGAAAUAAAAGAAUCCUUAUUUUUGCUACAGAUGAUCAACCACAUGUCCCUUUUAAAGCUAAACACAUAUUAAUGGAUGGCACGUUCUCGUCAUGCCCACCAUUUAUGAAACAAGUUUACACGCUUCAUGCAAUUAAGUUCGAACAGAGUGAUUCUAUCUUUAAGGAAAUGCUUCAACAGCUCGAAGAAGACGUCGAGCGACCUCAAAUGGACUUUGUACCUAAUCAAAUAACAACUGACUUUGAAAAGGCACUUGUAAAAACAUUACGAGAACAGUUUUCUGGAGCUCGUCACACCGGCUGCUUUUCCCGCUCUUGCCAAGCCAUCUACAGAAAGAUUCGAGAACUUGGCUUAAGUAACACAUACAAAGAUGAUACAAAUGUUCGCAAUUUUUGUCGUCGUCUGAUGGUCUUACCCUUUCUGCCACCACAUGAAGUAGAAUUUGCAUUUGAAGAACUUACUGAACAACGCCCAGACGUUCUUGCACCACUUUUCGUCUCUUUCCAUAAUUACUGGAUGAAACAAAAAUAUCUUUGA
Molecule: messenger RNA, 1029 nt
Organism: Rotaria socialis
Lineage: Eukaryota; Metazoa; Rotifera; Eurotatoria; Philodinida; Philodinidae
Source: the annotation of a GenBank genome assembly